Molecule: messenger RNA, 880 nt
Organism: Aspergillus sclerotioniger CBS 115572
Lineage: Eukaryota; Fungi; Ascomycota; Eurotiomycetes; Eurotiales; Aspergillaceae
Exons: 5
Coding region: 1-720 (239 amino acids)
Source: RefSeq, a predicted model, not a curated record
AUGGCAGUCGUCUGGGGUCUGGAUCUCCAUGAGAUCCAUUGGCGCAAAUUCAAGGGCUCUUACAUGUUCACAAGGGAAUAUCAUCUCCGUCGCACCAAGAUGAUCGUUUAUCAACUGGCUAUGAUUCUCUGUGUCUGCUCCGAAUCGGUGGGGACGGCGGCCUUGUCUGACUACCUCGAUCAACAAGACGAAAUCCAAAGUGGUCAUCCCGGGAUAUACGUGUACAACAACGACUUUAUCGGAGCGGCAUCGUAUAAUAUCUUCGUGGGGAUCGCGGUGGCUUUUAUCUUUGGUGGUGCCUUUUUUUUCGACCUGUUCUGGCCCGAACGCCAUGAGAGUCGAUCGGUUCGGUUGGCCUGGAAGAUCUGCGCCGUGAUUGUGUCGGUGAUGAUGCUGAGUUCGGCGUUGACAAUGACGAUCAUCACGGCGACUGGCAGUGCACGUAUCGAUGGAACAGAUCCAGCAACCGCACGAGCAUUCUGGGAGGAGGCAUCCAAGAAGCCUUCGCUGCAAUAUCAUACCAACCCGAGGGCGAUCGCGUCGACGGUCCUAGCCUGGCCAGGAUGGGUAUUUACGGUCGUGAGCACUGUCAUUCUCUUCUUGUCGCAGCGACACGAUGACCAGUAUGGUCCCAAGUCUGGCUAUGGUCGACGCCUCGAAGAUGGUGCCGUGGGUGAGGCAGCUGGAGAAGUCGAGGACAAACGAGUUCCCAGUGUAUAAAGUAAUAUACGAUGGUUCAUCCAUUCGGAUCAUGAGGUGGUGAAUCGGUUAUGAAUCUGUAUAGUUUAUACUUUAUUAGCGAGUGUAUAAUGACCCUUGUUUGAUGUAUGUUGAUAGAGAUAGAGUGCCCGGAGUUAUUUACAUUGGAGUUACUGUGUCA